Molecule: messenger RNA, 534 nt
Organism: Eurypyga helias (sunbittern)
Lineage: Eukaryota; Metazoa; Chordata; Aves; Eurypygiformes; Eurypygidae
Product: potassium channel subfamily K member 2-like
Exons: 3
Coding region: 1-534 (177 amino acids)
Source: RefSeq, a predicted model, not a curated record
AUGACGCCAUUUGCCUAUCCAACAAGGACACUUCUUAAUGCAGUCUUCUUCAUUUUUCACUUUAAUUGUCUUUCAGGGGGUUCAGAUAUUGAAUACUUAGAUUUUUAUAAGCCAGUGGUGUGGUUCUGGAUCCUUGUUGGGUUAGCUUACUUUGCGGCUGUCCUCAGCAUGAUUGGAGACUGGCUAAGAGUCAUAUCUAAAAAGACAAAGGAAGAGGUAGGGGAAUUCAGAGCCCAUGCUGCGGAGUGGACAGCCAACGUCACCGCAGAGUUCAAAGAAACUCGAAGGCGCCUGAGCGUGGAGAUCUAUGACAAGUUUCAGCGGGCUACCUCUAUCAAAAGGAAGCUCUCUGCAGAACUCGCCGUCAACCACAAUCAAGACCUGACUCCCUGCAAGAGAACCCUGUCAGUCAACCAUCUCACCAGUGAGAAGGACAUCUUGCCAGCUCUAACAAAGACGGACAGCAUUUACAUGAAUGGUUUGACACCGCACUGUGCAGCAGAAGAGAUAGCCGUUAUUGAAAACAUUAAGUAG